Messenger RNA from Drosophila rhopaloa, 1814 nucleotides. Its product is annotated as maltase A1. Gene Ontology annotation, biological process: carbohydrate metabolic process. The transcript is spliced from 3 exons. NCBI's taxonomy places the organism in Eukaryota, Metazoa, Arthropoda, Insecta, Diptera, Drosophilidae. The coding region runs from base 26 to 1759 and encodes 577 amino acids. The record is from RefSeq and is a predicted model, not a curated record.
CCCAGUCCGAACAAAAUCUAACAAAAUGCGCCCGCAAUCAGCUGCGUGCCUAUUUCUGGCCAUAGUUGGCUUCGUGGGAGCCACCGAGUGGUGGGAGAGUGGAAACUACUACCAGAUCUACCCGCGCUCCUUCCGGGACUCCGAUGGGGACGGCAUCGGCGACCUGAACGGGGUCACCGAGAAGCUGCAGUAUCUGAAGGACAUCGGCUUCACGGCCACCUGGCUGUCGCCCAUCUUCAAGUCCCCGAUGGUGGACUUCGGCUACGACAUCUCGGACUUCUACACGAUCCAGCCGGAGUACGGGACCAUGGAGGACUUCGAGCGCAUGAUCGCCAAGGCCAAGGAGGUGGGCAUUAGGAUCAUCCUGGACUUUGUGCCCAACCACUCGAGCGACCAGAACGAGUGGUUCACCAAGUCGGUGGACAGCGACCCCACCUACAAGGACUUCUACAUCUGGCACGACGGCAAGAUCAACAACGAGACCGGAGAGCGGGAACCGCCGAGCAAUUGGAACUCCGAGUUCCGCUACAGCGCGUGGGAGUGGAACGAGGUGCGCCAGCAGUACUACCUCCACCAGUUCGCCAUUCAGCAGGCCGACCUCAACUACCGCAACCCGGCCGUGGUCGAGGAGAUGAAGAACGUGAUCCGCUUCUGGCUGGGCAAGGGCGUCUCCGGGUUUCGUAUCGACGCCGUGCCCUACCUGUUCGAGGUGGACCUCGAUCGCUACAACCAGUAUCCGGACGAGCCGCUGACCAACGACUCUGUGAGCUGCCCGGAUCCGGACGACCACUGCUACACGCAGCACAUCUACACGCAGGACCAGCCGGAGACCCUGGACAUGGUGUACCAGUGGCGAGAGCUGGUCGACGAGUUCCAUGAGACCCACGGCGGAGACAAGAGGCUGCUGAUGACGGAGGCGUACACCAGCUUCGACAACAUCAUCAGCUACUACGGCAACGGGGUGCGGAACGGCUCCCACAUUCCCUUCAACUUCGACUUCCUCACGAGCAUCAACAACGCCUCGAAGGCCGGGGACUACGUGGACCACAUCAAAAAGUGGAUGGACGCCAUGCCCGCCGGUGUGUACGCCAACUGGGUGCUGGGCAACCACGACAACAAGCGCGUGGCCUCCCGAUUCGGUGUCCAGCGCACCGACCUCAUCAACAUCCUGCUGCAGACGCUGCCCGGUCACGCGGUCACCUACAACGGCGAGGAGCUGGGCAUGACCGACGUCUGGAUCAGCUGGGAGGACACCGUGGACCCCAACGCCUGCAACUCCGACCCGGACAACUACUACGAACGCUCGAGGGACCCGGAGCGCUCGCCCUACCAGUGGGACGCCUCUUCCAAAGCAGGAUUCACCAGUGCCGAUCACACCUGGCUGCCAGUGUCCGACGACUACAAGACCAACAACGCCUUGCAGCAGCUGCGCGCUCCCCGAUCUCACCUGCAGAUCUUCAAGAAACUGGUGCGAGUCCGCAAGGAGCCUUCCUUCCGCCAGGGUGAGCUCAACAUUCAAGCCAUCGACGACGAUGUGAUCAUCUACUCUCGACAAAAGACCGAUAGCGAUCUCUAUGUGAUCGUUCUCAACUUGGGCAGCACCUCAAAGACCCUGGACCUGACCAAGUACUAUUCUUUGGGCACCCAGGCGGAGGUCAUCACCACUUCCCUAAGCUCGCAGUACAUCGAUGGCGAUGUCAUCAAGCCUUCGGAGUUCGUGGCCAAUCCCUAUGUGGGCACCGUUCUUGUGGCAGUCUAAGCUAAUUUUAUUCAAAUAAGAGCCAAUAAAGUAGCGACCUUAUACAAAAUGUAAA